This is a messenger RNA of Daldinia caldariorum, 2373 nucleotides long. RefSeq lists its product as uncharacterized. The record is from RefSeq and is a predicted model, not a curated record. The transcript is spliced from 3 exons. Gene Ontology annotation, cellular component: nucleus. The coding region runs from base 264 to 2138 and encodes 624 amino acids. NCBI's taxonomy places the organism in Eukaryota, Fungi, Ascomycota, Sordariomycetes, Xylariales, Hypoxylaceae.
CUUCAAUUAACUGUCCUUUUUUUUCCUCUUUUUUUUUUCUUUUGAAUCUUUUACUUUCGGCCUAAUCCGAUCCGAGCCGUUUGUUCUAACUACCUACCUAACCUACCUAACAUAAAAACAGAGGUACCUUGUUUGUCCUCGUUUACUAACCAGUACCAAUUACUACGUCAUUUCCUUCAGAUAUGGAGGGGCGGUGGUAUUUCACUCAUUGAUCCUGGUUGAACAUAUUUGGAUCAAUCACAUAUCGCAUCAACUUUGAUAUCAUGGCUCGCAAGAAUAAGAAACGCCAGACUCGGCUCACAUUUGAGCCUACCGUAGCUACGGCCUCGUCCAGUCAAGCUACGCCUAGUCAAGCUACGUCUGCGAAUGUGCGAUAUGCCAAGUCUACGGCUGCGAGCAGCAGUUCAGGAACUACUGCUCGCACAUCCCCGCUGGGACAUACAACUCACUCUUCGGAGGGUCGUUCUAACAAGAGCCAGAGUAAAUUACAAGCUACUGUUGCGAGUUUCAUGCCAAAAUUCCAUGGCUCCAAACGCCUUGUCGUGGACGAUGAUUCCGACUCUGGACCUGACGUCGACAGUGUAGUACACGACCAAAAGAAGGAGGAUAACGUCCCUAUAAGGUCAUCCCAGUCAGUUUCAACUAAGCUUCAAAAUACUGUCCUGGAUGAUGAUAACGAUGAUGACGAUGACGACGAUGACGAGCCAAUUGCUCCCCCUUCUACGCUCAAACGUCGACGUCCUGUUAUCGCCUUAGAUAACGAAGACAGCAGUGAUGACGACGACGAUGAUCAUCCUAUUGUCCCACCUAGCUCGUUGAAACGCCCACGCUCAAGGUUUGUUGAAUUAGAGGAUUCGAGCGACUCGGAUGUUUCGCCAGUGAAAAAGAGGAAGACAUCGGUCUCAACCCCUGGCCGACUUAGGAGACCAAACUCCAACGCUCCGUCUUCACCCACAAAACGUGGCGCACCAAAACAUCAUCGCUCCGAAAAGCAGAAGAAAUUGGAACUGCUUCGUCGCCGAAGAGCCGGCGAAAAGAUUGACAAACUGACGUCUUCAGAAUCAUCUUCUGAGGAUGAUAAGCGUGGAUUGUAUGAUACAGAUUCAGAGGAGGAAUUUGUCGCUUUGAAGGAGUUCGAUGACGAGGAGUCGGAUGAUGAAAAACAGGAAGAAGAGGAAAAGCCCACUAAGCAGCGAUCACGACGAAAGGAAAAGGAAGCAGUGGCGGAGAAAGACCAAGAGGAUCUUGGGGAUCAAGAAGAAGAAGAAGAAGGCGGUGACGACGGCGACGAAAAGGACCUAGAGGAUUUCAUUUCCGAUGACGACGAUGCUCCUCUGGGAGCACCCGUAAAUCUGGAUAUCCCCUUGGAAUUCACAGCUCAAGCGCAUAGGCCUCUAAAAUACCAAUUUCCAUAUGUUAUCGAGUGGCUAGUACACAACCGCAUCAACCCUGCGUUCGAGCGCCACGACCCCGUCUACGCCAAUGCCUGGCGAAAACUAGACGACGAGGUCCGCGCCCUCGCGUCUUCCAAAUUCGCCUCAUCCGCUUGGAAGAUAGAAUUCUACCGUACGCUAAAGGGUAGGCCUAAAAUGGAGGCAUACGAGAUGGAUAGAUCGGAGAGAAGCGGCGGCCUGUAUGAUACUUGCGAUGCUUGCGGUCGAAGCAACCACCCCGCUUCGUUUCGUAUCAUAUUCCAAGGACAUCCGUACUACAAGAGCACACUUGCGGACGUCGAAUCCGAUACCGAAGAUAGCGAAGACGACGACGACGACGACGAUGAAAGCGACGCUGGUUCCGUCGAUACGCAAGGGAUGACGCUUCCGCCCGUAACGCGUGAGUGGCACGUCGGCGUGGUGUGCUGCAGUAACGCGGAAACGGCGCAUAGCUUGAUCCACUGGAAGCAUGCACUGAAGGAAUGGGUUGAGGAGCGGCUCGAGGACGACGGGUGGAUGGCCGCGGCCAAACUUAAGGAGCGGGAGCGCAUGAAGGCGCGGAAACGGCGCGACCUGGCGAAUCGUAUCGUCGACGGCUGGCGCGAGAAGGGCAUCGUCGCGGCGCUGUACAAGGACUUCAAGAAUACGCUGGAGAGCGCGCGUAAUAAGACUACGUCGGGGAGGAAUGGGAGUCGUUGGCGGUAGAGCGGGUGAGUAAGGGCGCGUGAAUAGUUAGUAAGAUAUGGCAUGGCAUGGCAUGGCAUAAUAUGGAAUCGUACGGUAUGUAAUUUGACCUAUGAAAAUGAAUGUGGCCAGCCGAAGUAGCAUAGGGGAGAAGGGAAGCAAUCUACAAGAGUGGCAGAGAUUAGCUCACGAAGUCACGAAGUUACGCGAAUCGUUCAAAUAUUGAGAUGAAAAUCGCAGUGCUUUUAUUUGUCCC